Messenger RNA from Rosa rugosa (rugosa rose), 1618 nucleotides. Its product is annotated as heme-binding-like protein At3g10130, chloroplastic. The coding region runs from base 87 to 518 and encodes 143 amino acids. The transcript is spliced from 7 exons. NCBI's taxonomy places the organism in Eukaryota, Viridiplantae, Streptophyta, Magnoliopsida, Rosales, Rosaceae. The record is from RefSeq and is a predicted model, not a curated record.
AGAGUGGUUUUGAUUUUAAUGGUGCUUCGCAAUCGUUCAAUGUCUUAGCUGAAUACCUGUUUGGUAAGAAUACCACAAAGGAGAAAAUGGAGAUGACCACACCGGUUUUUACCCGUAAAGCUCAAUCUGACGGAGAGAAAAUGGAAAUGACAACUCCAGUUAUAACAAAGAGGGUGGAAAAUGAAGAUAAGUGGAAGAUGUCCUUUGUCAUGCCCUCAAAAUACGGUGCCAAUUUGCCAUUGCCUAAAGAUCCAUCUGUAAAGGUCAAAGAGGUUCCAAAGAAAUUAGUUGCAGUUGUUGCCUUUUCUGGUUUUGUCACUGAUGAGGAAAUUAAGCGACGGGAAUCCAAGUUAAGGGAAGCUUUGAAAGAUGAUAGACAGUUCCAAGUGAAGCAGGGCACUUCAGUGGAAGUUGCACAGGCAAAACAUUCCAAAACAUUCACCAGCACAAUUUUACAUCGACAAUGUUCUGGCUCGAAUCAAGGAGAAGAAGAUAAUGGCCCUGAAGCCUUUUGUUAAUCAACUUGGGUAUGUCAAUGUUCCUCAAGAAAUCAACAGGCUGAGGUGCGGGGUGAACUAUCACGCUCUUAAAUUUCUUCCUGAAAUAGAGCAGAUGGCUGAUUUAUUGGCAUCAGGGAUGAGAAACCGCACCGGAAGUUCCAAUCCUUAUAUGUAUGUACAUUUCCAUUUAAUAGGAACUACUCAAACUCCUGCUUGGUUCUCUCUAACAACUUUCCACUCGGCAGGGCCCUGCAUCUUAGGUUUGAGAAGGGGAUGGUCAGGUUGAAGAGAUACUUGGAGAUGACGGGUGCUGAUGGAGGACCGGCCUUGGAGAAGCUUAUGAGCUUUGCUUGCAUUUUGGGUAAUAAGCUAAGCUACUGCAACCUUCUCUUUCCAGAUCGCUUUGCUUGCAUUUCAAUCGGGUACUUUUGCUUUUGUUCUUUAAUUUUUGCUACUUUUAUUCGAUCAGAUUAUUGAGCACAACAAGUUUGGCAAUGCUUAUUCCUGCCUUAAAGAAAGUUUAGCUUCAAAAAAGAAUUUUUGUUUUUUUUUUUUUGUUUUGGUCAGUUUUGGUAGGGUGGAAGCUGUCGUUUUUGUCAAGGCUUUUGUUAGUUCAUUUAUGAUUGGUCAAUAAUUCAUUUAUGGCGUAGGAAAAGAUCUUACUUACAUUGGAUAUUUGUCGAAUAGGCUGAUAUGUUCUCAUCAGUUGAAUGGCAUAUUAGGUAGUAGUUGCUUUAGAGCAUAAUCUGUUUCAAGAGUGAUUUAGAAGCCUUGCCAGAUUUAGAGCAUAGUCUGUUUUUGAUUAUAUACAUGAUAUUUCCAGAUUAGGUUUUGGCUUAGAACACAUCACUUUGGUUGGCUUAGAACCUACAAAAGAGUAUCAAUAAAUUUUUUGUCGCCGGGUAUCAAGAAAAUGAUAAAGAAAUAUGUCUGGUACCAGGUUUUGGCCACUAGCUCAGCUCCUUCCUAGACACUUAUUUUUUUGAGUAAGUUCUACUCUGGUUUAUAUGUGGUUAAUUGUGUUUCUGUUUAUGUGCAUUAGCAACUCUUAUCGUCAGUGAUUUAUAGGCUUCUAUUGUCUCUAUUUUUUACUUUAUUACCUUGAUGUUUUAUGUACA